Messenger RNA from Mangifera indica (mango), 1705 nucleotides. Its product is annotated as magnesium transporter MRS2-1-like. The coding region runs from base 200 to 1531 and encodes 443 amino acids. The transcript has 7 exons. Gene Ontology annotation, biological process: magnesium ion transport. The record is from RefSeq and is a predicted model, not a curated record. Lineage: Eukaryota; Viridiplantae; Streptophyta; Magnoliopsida; Sapindales; Anacardiaceae. Gene Ontology annotation, molecular function: magnesium ion transmembrane transporter activity.
GCGGGAUCUUACUAUACCUUGGGUGGGAAAACGAAUGGCCUUCUUUCAAUUUCUUUACGUGGACUCUCUGUCGCCUCUGCUCUUACGCCCGUGACUUCAAUUGGGUUUUACUAUUUCAUUCAUCAGUUAAUUUGCACACUCUGAUUGACUGUCAAAGUUGUGAAAAAUUUCCAGUGGAGCAUUUUUGAGCUCAUCAUCAAUGGCCGAACUUAAAGAACGCCUGCUUCCACCAAAACCUGCAUCUGCUGUAAACCUUAGAGAUCCUUCUUAUCGACCAUUUACUUCAGGACAUCAACCGUUCCAAGGCAUGGAUUUUUCAGGGUUGAAGAAACGAGGCCAGGGUGUUAGAUCAUGGAUUUGUGUUGAUACAUCUGGGAAUUCACAUGUCAUGGAAAUUGACAAGCUCACAAUGAUGCGUCGUUGUGAUUUACCUGCUCGUGAUAUGCGCUUACUCGAUCCUUUGUUUGUUUACCCCUCUACAAUUCUUGGCAGAGAGAAGGCUAUUGUUGUAAAUUUAGAGCAGAUACGUUGUAUUAUCACUGCAGAUGAGGUUCUGCUCCUGAAUUCUCUCGAUAGCUACGUGUUGCAAUAUGUGGUGGAGCUACAACGGCGUUUGACAACAGCUGGAGUGAAUGAAGUCUGGCAGUCUGAAGGUAAUGAUCCCAACUGGAGGCGAAAUAGGAAUUUUGACAAUGUGUAUGGGAGCACAUCGCCUGAUUACUUGCCCUUUGAGUUUAGAGCCCUUGAAGUUGCUUUGGAUGCUGCUUGUACGUUUCUUGAUUCUCAGGCUGCAGAAUUGGAAAUUGAAGCAUAUCCAUUGCUAGAUGAACUAACAUCAAAGAUUAGUACACUAAACUUGGAACGUGUGCGUCGAUUGAAAAGCAGACUUGUAGCACUGACUCGCAGAGUACAAAAGGUUAGAGAUGAGAUAGAGCAGCUAAUGGAUGAUGAUGGGGAUAUGGCAGAAAUGUAUCUUACUGAGAAGAAAAGGCGAAUGGAGGCAUCAGUGUAUGGUGACCAAUCCCUGAUGGGAUACAGAUCAACUGAUGGCAUGCUAUCUAUUUCUGCUCCUGUAUCUCCAGUUUCGUCUCCCCCUGAUUCUCGUAAGCUUGAGAAAAGCUUGAGCAUUGCAAGGAGCAGGCAUGAAAGCAUGAGGAGUAUCGAAAGUAAUACUGAUAGUGUUGAGGAGCUCGAGAUGUUGCUGGAGGCAUACUUUGUAGUUAUUGAUAGCACCCUAAACAAGUUGACAUCGUUGAAGGAAUAUAUUGAUGACACCGAGGUUUUCAUCAACAUUCAGUUGGAUAAUGUCCGAAACCAGCUGAUCCAAUUUGAGCUGUUGCUGACAACGGCAACGUUUGUUGUUGCCAUAUUUGGGGUUGUAGCAGGGAUCUUUGGCAUGAACUUUCCAAUAUCAUUAUUUGAUGAUGCUAAUGCAUUUAAAUGGGUUCUGAUAAUUACUGGAGUUUUUGGAAUCAUCAUAUUUUUUGCAUUUGUAUGGUACUUCAAAUACAGAAGACUUAUGCCGCUGUAGACAAUAGUAGGAAAUUGUUGUUAGAAAUUCUAGAGGAAUUUAUUUUAGGUCUUAUUUAAUCCCCCUUAUUGGAUUAUUAGAUUAAAUUACAAAUCAUUACAUGUUUAGGAUAUCUUUUGUGAAUAUUUUAUGUGAAUAAUUGUUUAUUAUAAUCGUAUUUUUAAAUUUUUUAAA